AUCAACCAUUGAGCGCCAGUUGUUAUUGAGUCAGCUUGUACAACAGCAGAGCGAAAAUUAUUUUAAUAUCGCACAUAGUAAACGGUAAUUUAUCAUUGGGCACUUUAUUAUAAUACUUCUUAUUAACGCUAUUAAUAAUUUUCUCCGUGUAAUAUUAAACCAAAGAGAAUCUAUAUGUGUAACAUUAUUAUACUCUCGACGUUACACAAGUAAAUAAUUAAGCAUUUGAUACAAACAAACACAAGUGUGAAAACAAGUGUGAGAAUAAAAUACGUGUGUUUGCAAAGUGCAUCUGUGUUUAUUUGCAUUUGAAAAUAAGUCAAGACUAAAAUGUCAAUGUAAUCUUUCUACAAUAUUAUUCAAGUUAGUUCGUCAAUUAAAUACUAUCCAAUUCUGUCGGUAAAUUUUUGACACAGUAAUCCAUUAUGAAAAUAAACUUAGUGGUUGGUAUUGCGUUUCUCAUUAUCAAGAUAAUACUAGCUGGCAGAGAAAUCAUGAUACCUUCGAACGCGAAAUCAUGGAUAUCAACGGAAAAUUUCACAACGAUAAUACAUAAAUCGUUUUUAUAUUCCAAGUGUUGCAAUAUAUAUUUGAGCGACUCGAUUCACGACGUGGAAGUAUUGUUCAAUCAGUUUCGAAACAUCUAUCCUUACGAAUAUCUUUUACGCCGAAAAAUCUACGAAUGUCAGGGAUAUUUUCUGUUGGGACCGACAGACAAGGAAAUUGAGAGAGUCAUGACAAGAGUACCCUCGACCAUCUCAACAACGGAAAUUCUUGUUAUCGUUGACGGUGUGUUAGAUAACAAUUCAACAAUUUUUAAUGUUUCCUUAUAUGGAAAUUCUAACGCCAACAUUGUGUCAAAAUCGGGAAUUUGGACCUUGUCGGAAAAUUAUUUAAAACCUAGAUUUUUUUUAAAGGUAGACAGCUACAACGACUUGAUGAAUGAAUUCAAUAUAAUUAAUAUGAGAGGUAGAGAACUGCAAGUGUGUUCGUUCUAUCGACCGCCCGUUUCUUAUCUCAACAGAACGACCAAAAAAGUAAUUAACGGCGUCGAAGAAGAAGUUUUUUUAGCGGAUAAUGAUGAGGAAAAAGACGGUAUAGAAAUCCAAAUAUUUCUGCUUAUAGCGGAAAAAUUGAACUUUACUUGGACAAUACGAAAACCACCAGGGACCUAUCGAUACGGUCGACGCGUAAACAACACGUGGCAAGGAGGUGUUAUCCAAUUAUUACAAGAGAAAAAGAUCGAUCUGGCUUUCGGCGGUAUCUGGUUAACGGACAGCACAAACGAGUUUGCGAACAUGUCGGAACCGUGGUAUCAGAUGUUUUUGCAUUUCUUAGUACCACGUCCGCAACCGACCACCAAUUUCUGGGCGCUCACAAGACCAUUUUCGAUAGACUGUUGGAUCUUAUUGAUAAUUAUGUUGUUCGUCGAGAGCAUGUAUAUGUGCGCACGUGCCAGAAUCGAUCCAAAAUUUCCGAAACGUUUUCGAAGUUUUUUCUCGACAAUUACGGAGUUGAUGGGUCGCCUGUUAGGCACGUGGGUACCAAGAAACACAAUCAAUGCUAGAUUCGAACUUCAUUUGUGGCAAACUGUAGGAGUCAUACUGGUAACCGCUUACAGCAGUAGUCUUGCAGCGAGACUUGCGAGCUCGGAGUACGAAGACAGAAUCGAUACGGUACGUCAACUUCUCGAGGCAAAUUUGUCGUGGAGUCGAAGAGGACCAGAACCGCCUUAUGACGAUUACUUCGACAUGAAAGAUCCUUAUAUGAGUCAGUUGCCGUCGAGAUUUAUUCUCACACAAACUAAGGAGAUGAUGAAUGAAUUAAUCAAGAAAGGAAAUUUCGCUAUUCUCGGAACAGUCAUAGGCUCGAUCUUCUUUCCAGAAGAUGAACUUUCGAACGAUAACUUCACAAAUUAUAGAGUUAUGAAGCAGACGGUUGGCAGCUAUUAUUCAUCCUUCGCCGUCCAACCGUGGCUACUACGACCUAUUAAUACAAUAAUAUUAUGGUUGAAAGAGUCAGGCAUUACGUACUAUCAUCUCGAUAACGUUAUCCGUCGAAAAACUACAAUUAAUCUUCGAGAAGUUCUCAAAGAAUACGAUGGACUUGAUAAUACCGCUCACGUGCUUGGACUAACACCGUUAGCCGCCGGAUUUACAACGCUUAUUGUGGGUCUUUUGAUAUCUAUAAUGGUUUUUUUUUACGAGAUAAAACAAACCGCCGGUUUACGACCGAUCCGCGAAGUUUUUCGAGAGAUUCAUCAGAAACGAAAAACGCGCGAGCUGUCGAACAUGCGCGAGAUGUCGGAAACAAAAUAAAUACAAGAAACAGAAUAAUUUUGAGCAAUCAGAGUUUUAAACGGUUUCUUUUUAAAUCUCUCUGUUCCGAUAGAUUACAUUGCGCUAUUGCAUCAUUAUAUCUUUAUCAUUAGAUGAUUAAAUGUAAAACAAAGAACAAACAUA
This is a messenger RNA of Pseudomyrmex gracilis, 2462 nucleotides long. RefSeq lists its product as uncharacterized. The transcript has 12 exons. NCBI's taxonomy places the organism in Eukaryota, Metazoa, Arthropoda, Insecta, Hymenoptera, Formicidae. Gene Ontology annotation, molecular function: glutamate-gated receptor activity. The record is from RefSeq and is a predicted model, not a curated record. Gene Ontology annotation, cellular component: membrane. Bases 426 to 2318 code for a protein of 630 amino acids.